AUGACUUCCGUUAUAAUUCGCUUGCAGAAUCUGCCGAUGACGGCGAAUGCAUCAAAUAUUCGUCGCUUUUUUGGUGGUUUGAAUAUCCCUGAGGGUGGCGUACACAUUGUCGGCGGUGAGAAAGGUGACGCGUUCAUAGCAUUUGCUACUGAUGAGGAUGCUCGGAAGGCGAUGCUUCUAGAUCACCAGUAUAUCAAUUCUGCUCAGAUUCGCUUGUUCCUCAGCAGUAAGGCAGAAAUGCAGUCUGUCAUAGAGACGGCUCGUUGUUCUGUCAUCAUGGCGUCUCAACAGGCUCCUCCUACUCAGGAAAAUGUUCAGAGGCUUCCUGGUCAGUAUAACUCCUCUCCGCACACUAUAUCGGCUCCUCCACAGUCUUACGCUCGUCCCUCUGGUCCGUCAAGCAUUGGUUCUGCCGGAGGACCGUAUAGUCAGGCACCUCAAACCUCUCGGCAGGUUCCUCCCGAAAAGGGUGUUGAAGCUCAUUCAGAUGGAGCAUAUAGUCAUGGCUUUGAUCGCUCUGACACAUGGGGUAAUGAUCACGACGGGAACCAAUCUGAGUUCACUAGCUACGGUAAGGAGCAGAACGGGCCACUGAGACCAACGGAGUCGCGAGAUGGUGAUGGGUUCUUAUCUCACCAUGAGGGUGGUAGCGAUAGAUACAGUGGAUACGGUGGAGGUUAUGAGGAUCGGCCGCCGCCACCGGCGGGAGACGGUUAUUAUGGCUAUGGCAACGGUUACGAGGGCAGUAUGCAGUACGGAGAACCGAACUACUAUCGCGAAAAUUGUCCCAUGUUUUCAAAUGGUGAACGCGACUUUUCAGUCAGGCCACCUUGGCUCAGGGAUGAGGAUCAUCAAUUUGGUAAAAGACCGGGUCCCCCUGAUUCCGGUAUUGACGUAGCUCCUCACAAGCGUCACCGACAGGAUGACAUUCAGGUUCAAAACUCAGAAGUGCCAUGUUUGGACUUCGUUGUGAAGAUUUCUAUGCGUCCUGCAGACGUUACGGUGAAAAGCGUUUUUGACUUCCUCCGUGGCGUGAACAUUGUUCCCAAGUUCGGCAUUCGAGUAGAGGAAGAUGCUCUAAAACGAUACACUGGGAAUGUUUAUUGCAUGCUCACAUGUCCUCAGUCGCACCAUCGGGCUCUGUCGUGCGAUGGUAAUGUAUUUCGUGGCGCUAAAGUUCAGGUGGUUAACUCCUCGGCUGAGGAAUACUUUAAGGUCACUGACAGCAACUUUCAAAGUAGGUGUCCUCCGGCUCUGCUCGAAAGAAUACCGCCAAGGGCCUCCAUAAAGCCAAAUUACUACAGCGAAGGUUGUAUCGAAAUCUCCGAGAUUCCGGAUGAUGCUACUGAGAGGGACAUUGUUAGCUUCUUGGGCGUACCGGGUCUCACCGAAGAGAAUGUUAAGAUCGUGCAGGGAGGACCUCGGGGGUCCUCUGUAGCGUUGGUUCAUCUGCCAUCUGCGCGCGAUUUGGAUAUCCUUCUAGGUGCACCGCCGCGUCCUUUUAGUCGAAAUCAGACACAAAACGUUAAGCUCAUGGCAAUCUCUUACAUGCAGUUUGUUCACUCGAUAGCGAAGUCUCAGUCAAAGCAGCCUGAUGGGGUAACUAAGUCAUCAAGUUCGGAAACUCCGAUAGUCGUCAAAACCUGCUGCUUCAUCUAUGGUUUUGCACGAAAUAUGACGGUCUUUGAAAUCUCCAAGAUUUUUCCUACCGUUUUCAUCCCGGGGGACUCUAUUCAUCUCUUAUCAAGCAGUCGGGCCGCCGUGAUUGAUUUUAUUAACGAGGAUAGCUGCAAGUCAGCUCUGCGCGAUUUCUCGGCUGCUGAAAAUGAUCUUAAGAAAGUGCACAGAAACCUCUGCAUGCGUGCCAUAUCCAAGGUAGAAUUUGAGCAAAAACUGCAGGAGGUUGAGAACCAAACGAAGUCGCAAACCAAUGACAGUGAUCGUGCUGGGUCCAGGUCGGCUGGGCCUCGUUACCACCCUCCACAAUCACCCCUUUCUGGGCCACCUAGGGGGGCGCAUCCUAGACCGCCCUUCCCACCGCCUGGUCCACCGCCGCCUCCGCAUUUCCGUCGGCCCGGUCCCCCGGUGUCGGUACACAUCUCUAAUCUCCCACCCAACUGCCCUCCAAACGCGGUACUAGACGUCUUUCGGCCAUUCCGUCCCCUCCCGGGUUCGCUUCGUUUUCGUCGUGAUCACAGGGGCAAUCAGAUGGGAGAGGCGCUCAUAUCAUUCGGUUGCUUUGGGGAUGCAGAGCGAGCGGCACAUGAAACGAACAUGUUCCGGCUCUUCAACAAAAGCCUCUCUGUUCGUAUCCAUCAACAGUAG
Messenger RNA from Hydatigera taeniaeformis, 2325 nucleotides. Lineage: Eukaryota; Metazoa; Platyhelminthes; Cestoda; Cyclophyllidea; Taeniidae. The record is from the annotation of a GenBank genome assembly.